Macrosteles quadrilineatus (aster leafhopper) is the source of this 2276-nucleotide messenger RNA. RefSeq names its product facilitated trehalose transporter Tret1-like. The record is from RefSeq and is a predicted model, not a curated record. Gene Ontology annotation, cellular component: membrane. Gene Ontology annotation, molecular function: transmembrane transporter activity. The coding region runs from base 1 to 1368 and encodes 455 amino acids. Gene Ontology annotation, biological process: transmembrane transport. The transcript has 2 exons. Lineage: Eukaryota; Metazoa; Arthropoda; Insecta; Hemiptera; Cicadellidae.
AUGCCAGGCAGACUCACCAAGGGUCUGUGUCUACAGGUUUUUGCAGGCUCUUCAGCCAGCCUUGGUGCUUUUGCGGCAGCUACUCUCUUCGGAUGGGUCACUCCGAUACUCCCUCACCUACUGGGGCCGGACAGCGAGAUAAGGAUGAGUCCACAGGAAGCAUCAUGGAUGAUAUCAACCCCGGAAUUUGCCAACAUGAUCACUCCCAUCCCCUCCGGGCUGCUGAUAGACCGCUUUGGAAGGAAGCCUCUCUUGCUGAUAUCUGCUCCAUUAUUUACCCUGGGCUGGGCUAUCAUCCUCUGCUGGAGAACCUAUUCCUCCCUCCUCGUCGCAAGAACUAUACAAGGAGCAGCAGUAGGGAUUGUUUUCACUGCAGUACCUGUCUACUUGGGAGAAAUCGCCAGUUUGGAAAACCGAGGGGCCAUAACUAGUUUAUUUUUUCUAUUUUCCUGGAGUGGAUAUCUCUUUGAGUAUUGUACCGGCCCCUUUAUGUCAUUCACCAACUUCACCUACUUGACUUUAGCAACUACAGUUGUAUAUUUCUUACUCAUGUUGGUGCAACCGGAAAGUCCUUACUUUUGUCUGAUGAAGGGAAAUGAGACUGCAGCGUACAGAUCAUUAAGGUGGUUUAGAACAGGUUCUGAAGACUCGAUUUGUCAAGAGUUAGAUGAGAUUAAACGGAGUGUAGAAGAAGACAAGAUGAAGAAGACUAACUGGGGAGAAGUGGUAGCGACACAGACUGACAGAAAAGCUUUGUUCCUCAUGCUGUUUGCUGGCUCGUUACGGAUAUUGUGUGGCAUAAUGCCGACUACAUCGUAUGCUACGAGAAACUUCAUGACGACAGACGUUGCUAUUGCUCCAAAAUACAUCACUAUGGUUCUAGGCUUCGUUUUAGUUUUAGGUGCGAUUGUCAGUUUUUUCACAAUAGACAUUUUGGGCAGAAGACCACUCAUAAUUUGUUCUUCUUUCGGAGCUUCCGUGUGUUUAUUCAUCGCAGGAGUGUACUACUACUUGCAGUCCAACACUGAAGUAGAUGUUUCUGCCUACAGCUGGGUAGCCCCUGCAGCAACCCUUGUCUACGCGGGCAUCGUAGUGGCCGGCAUGUGUCCUGUCCAUACAGCCUAUACUUCGGAACUAUUCAACUCCAACACUCGAGCCAAUGCCUCCAGUAUUGCUGCGGUUUUAUCAACUUUUUUCACUCUAGUUACUUUAAAGUCCUACCAAAACUUUAUAGAUUGGUUUGGGGUGUAUUUCAACUAUUUGUUAUUCAGUGUGAUUUGCUUUUUUGGUGCCUUAAUAUCUUUUUUUGUGAUGCCAGAAACAAAAAACAAGUCUUUUGAACAGAUAAGAGAUGACUUAAAAAAAUAACCAAGACUUAAGAUGUGUAAGCAAAUGAUUGGAUAAUUCACCAAGCUAUUCAAUAAAAUUCGAUGUAUAGUAUAUUUAAUUUAAUUUAUUACAAAUAUUUAAUAAGCUGAUUAGUUUUAAUUUUACUUGUUUAGGUUUUCCUGGAAUAGUGGCUCCCAAAUACCACUGAAUCAAAUAUGUAUAAAAUGGCAUUUAAUAUUUUAUCAACUGUACAUUCAAAUAUGAUUAACACGAUUAAAAUAUAAAUUUUAAGACAGAUGUUUUUGUAAUAGCUACUAGGAUGGUUUAACAAAAUCCUUUCCAAACAAAUAAUAAUUUAUAGAUUAUAAAAAUUCCUGUUUAUAAAUACAUUUUAUGGUCUUUGGUUCUUCCUUUCUUAGUACAUAGUUUAUUUGACUAAGAUAUAUUUACUAAAAAUAUUUAAAGAGAAAGAAAAACUUCUGCGGCAGCAAACCUGCAGAUAUGUAGUGAAUUUCCAUUUGCCUGAUUGGAUUUUUACUUUGUUUCAUAAUUUUCAUUCAUGUUGCUGUGCUAACUGCUAUUACAAUAUUGACAAUAUUGUAAUAUAUUUAAAGAACUUGAACGGAUAGUGUGUUUUUGUCCUCUGUGGACAUCAUAAUGAAAAAGUAAAUCGGUCCCGGGUCCAGGUCUUACCAUGAGACCUACAGUAAUAGCUUAUAUCCUACAUGGGAAAUUCCCUGAAACCAGUGCUCGAUUUGGGGGGGAACGCGGCGGAACGGAGUUCCGGUACCUCUGUUUCAGAUAGAUAAAAAUGUUAGCAUAUUUAAACUAUUAUAUUAAGUUUUAUCUCGGGUCUCAUUCCACAAGUCUUUUAGGUAAUUUGGUUCCAAGAGAAACUUAAUUACAGAACUUUGGGAAUAUAAAUUAUAAACUUAAGUACCACAGAU